GCAGCGCUAUAUGCAUUCAUUUGGCGGCAAGCGCUGCACAACUACAAUUGCAAUCUCGCAGUUUGUUUUCGUGAGCGUACGGAGCACGCUUUACUACGCUCCCGUUAAUUAAUUGAUUAAACACGGUUAACCAUAAAAGGACACUGUAGCUAUUUUAGUGCAAAUGUAAUUUGUUGAUGUUGCUUACGUGGCUAACUCUGCAAAAAAAAAAAAAAACAGCUGUUCAAACUAAACAAAUUAGUUUAGUAACGAAAACUAAGAAAAACACAAUAGAAGUGCGGGUACCUGUGGAAAGGGCGCAACAAUUGUAGGCAGUGGGAAUCGAAACGAACAAAAGGCAGGCAACAAGGAGAAACGAAAACAAGAGAGAGAGAGGCCAGUGAGAGAGGGAGAACAAAAUGACGGACGAAUGCAUAACAAGAACCUUCAGUGCUCUCAGCUAUGGAAAUGGCAGAGCAAGCAACAGCAACAACAUUAAUGCUGCUGAUAGCAUCGAUGCACAAGGAGAAGCCAGCUCUGGCUCUGGCGGAGUUGGUGGUGCAGCCUCUGCUGCUGCCUCUGCUUCUGCUGCCGCCGCCGCCAUCGUCGCAACCACCGUUAAUAAAUAUGUGGCUCGGAUGCCGGUAGAUCGAUAUGCCAGAGAGUACAAUAUGAAUCACAAGCACCGUGGAUUAGCGCUCAUAUUCAAUCAUGAAUUCUUCGAUAUACCCUCGCUAAAGGCGCGCGCCGGCACCAACGUGGACAGCGAGGAGCUGCGCAAGGCACUCAAGCGUCUGGACUUUGAAGUGUCCGUGCACAAGGAUUGCAAAUUGCGCGACAUCCUCAAACAUAUUGAGAAAGCUGCCUCGCAGGAUCACAGCGAUAAUGAUUGUAUAGCGAUUGCCAUAUUAUCGCAUGGCGAACAUGGCUACAUCUAUGCCAAGGAUGUGCAGUAUAAACUGGACAAUAUUUGGCACUAUUUCACUUCACACAUUUGCCCAACGCUCGCUGGCAAACCGAAGCUAUUCUUCAUACAAGCCUGUCAGGGCGACAGACUCGAUUCGGGCAUAAUGCUGGAGAAGAAUGUUACGGAAACCGAUGGCGAAUCAUCGAUGAGCUACAAAAUACCCAUACACGCCGAUUUUCUAUUCUCAUACUCAACAAUUCCAGGGUAUUAUUCCUGGCGCAACACUACAAACGGCUCGUGGUAUAUUCAGUCGCUCAUUCAAGAGCUGAAUGAGAAUGGAAAAAAGUACAACAUUCUCACACUGCUCACCUUCGUCAGUCAACGUGUAGCUGUCGAUUUUGAGUCGAACGUGCCUUCGACACCCAUGAUGGAUCGUCAGAAGCAAAUUCCGUGUGUGACGUCAAUGUUGACUCGCAUACUGCGCUUUACGGACAAACCCUUGAGCAGCAAGGCUGGCUAAAAUGCAUUUUUAUAAGAUCUUGAAUUAUUUGCCGACGCCUCGCCUCACCGCACCUAACCUCCCUGGAUUCCAUUUGACUUUAAGUUUACCAUUUAUUUAAUUGUUAAUAUCACAAUGUUUGGGCAGGAACAAAGCCCAAAGUCCUCUUCCAUUGUCAUUUGGCGCAAAAUAUAUUUCUAUAUUUAAGCAAUACAUACAUAAGAACUACAUGAACAAUACAUAUACAUAUAUAUUUGAUAAACAUUAUAAACAUCAACUAAUACAAAUGAAGUGCAGACUGAAUUAAAUGAAA
Messenger RNA from Drosophila innubila, 1698 nucleotides. Its product is annotated as caspase-1. NCBI's taxonomy places the organism in Eukaryota, Metazoa, Arthropoda, Insecta, Diptera, Drosophilidae. The transcript has 3 exons. The record is from RefSeq and is a predicted model, not a curated record. Gene Ontology annotation, cellular component: cytoplasm. Gene Ontology annotation, biological process: proteolysis; apoptotic process. The coding region runs from base 399 to 1406 and encodes 335 amino acids.